Manduca sexta (tobacco hornworm) is the source of this 471-nucleotide messenger RNA. RefSeq lists its product as uncharacterized. Lineage: Eukaryota; Metazoa; Arthropoda; Insecta; Lepidoptera; Sphingidae. Gene Ontology annotation, cellular component: plasma membrane. Gene Ontology annotation, molecular function: G protein-coupled receptor activity. The transcript is spliced from 3 exons. Bases 1 to 471 code for a protein of 156 amino acids. The record is from RefSeq and is a predicted model, not a curated record. Gene Ontology annotation, biological process: inflammatory response; positive regulation of cytosolic calcium ion concentration; adenylate cyclase-activating G protein-coupled receptor signaling pathway.
AUGGAGACAUUGUCAACGCUAGCUACUUUUGCGACCGGGUUCGACAUAGAGAACACAACCGCGACGCUCAACGCAACGAAUAUUAGUACAAUCGCGCCCGCCGUGUCUUCGGCGCCGAAGGGGAAGGUGUUUGGAGUGGUCCUGAAAGUGGUGUAUGCGAUAGGUAUAAUCGGAAAUGCAGCAGCGAUCAUAGCGCUGCGGCGCGGCGAGAGGAGAGUCAGGAACCGCAAGCAUCUGCUGCUGCUGACGUCACUGGCUGCGAAUGAUCUUGUCGCUUUGGUGGGCAUGAUGCUGGCCAUGGUACUGGCAGAGCACGUGCCGGGCGUGCGCGACACGCGGCUGCACUGCGCCGCGCGCGUCGUGCUGCGCGUGUUCGGCGUCGGCAGCGUCUGCAUCGCCGUCACCAUGGCGCUCGAGCGGUACCUCGCACUUACCAGGCCCUUCCUCUACCAAAAGUCGAUCGGCGCCUAA